This is a messenger RNA of Euleptes europaea (tarantolino), 1167 nucleotides long. It is a transcript of the gene SKAP2, whose product is annotated as src kinase associated phosphoprotein 2. NCBI's taxonomy places the organism in Eukaryota, Metazoa, Chordata, Lepidosauria, Squamata, Sphaerodactylidae. Gene Ontology annotation, molecular function: protein binding. The transcript is spliced from 13 exons. Bases 23 to 1060 code for a protein of 345 amino acids. The record is from RefSeq and is a predicted model, not a curated record. Gene Ontology annotation, cellular component: plasma membrane; cytoplasm.
CCGCGCGACCACCUGGCUCGCCAUGCACGGCUCCCCCGCCAUCCCCGAGGAGCUGGCCGCCCUCCUGGCAGAUGUGGAUGCAUUUAUAUCGGAUAUCCUAAAAGGAGAAAAUUUAUCCAAAAGAGCAAAGGAAAAGAGGGAUGCCCUGAUUAAGAAGAUAAAAGACAUCAAGUCCAACUACCCUCAGGAACUUCCAGAAAGAGGAGAAUUAGAAGAUGGGGAAGAACAGGAAGGUCCCUUGCCUGUGCCUCCUGACAACCUAUCUGACCGGUAUGAUAAAGACGAUGACGGCCCGUCUGAUGGGACUCAGUUUCUUCCUGUGGCCGCCCAAGACCUUCAGUUUGUGUUAAAAUCUGGAUACCUGGAAAAACGCAGAAAAGACCACAGCUUUCUUGGCUUUGAGUGGCAAAAACGGUGGUGUGCUCUGAGUCGGACGGUCUUCUACUACUAUGGAAGUGACAAAGACAAACAACAGAAAGGUGAAUUUGCUAUAGAUGGCUACACCGUCAGAAUGAAUAAUACCCUUCGGAAGGAUGGGAAGAAAGAUUGCUGUUUUGAAAUCGCUGCACCUGAUAAACGCAUUUAUCAGUUUACAGCUGCCACUCCCAAAGAAGCUGAGGAAUGGGUGCAGAGCCUCAAGUUUGUAUUACAAGACAUGGAAUCUGAAGUUAUUCCGGAGGAGGAUGAAGAAUAUGAUGACGUUGGGGAAAGUGAUGGAAGUUCACCACAAGUGAGCACACAGCCAAUAGAUGAUGACAUUUACGAAGAACUUCCAGAAGAAGAAGAAGCCAAAGUGCCAGUGAAGAGUGAAGAACGAAAGAAAUUGAGCCAGGAGAAUGUUGCCCCUGUUUCAGGCAAUAAAAACACAGAUUAUGCUAAUUUCUACCAAGGUAUGUGGGACUGCGCCGGAGAUGUUCCUGAUGAACUGACAUUCAAACGUGGUGACGUUAUCUACAUUCUCAGCAAGGAGUACAAUAGAUUUGGCUGGUGGGUAGGAGAAAUGAAAGGAACCAUUGGCUUGGUGCCUAAAGCCUACAUAAUGGAGAUGUAUGAUAUUUGAGAGGUCCGGGUACCUUCUGUGAAUCAAAGACUAACAUAGAGCUUCCAAGCAGAUGCCAACGCAAAGUAUCUCCAGUGCUAGCUUGCAGGUGCAUAGGUUUUAGGAAG